Molecule: messenger RNA, 1060 nt
Organism: Electrophorus electricus (electric eel)
Lineage: Eukaryota; Metazoa; Chordata; Actinopteri; Gymnotiformes; Gymnotidae
Product: regucalcin
Biological process (GO): L-ascorbic acid biosynthetic process
Molecular function (GO): calcium ion binding; gluconolactonase activity; enzyme regulator activity
Source: RefSeq, a predicted model, not a curated record
AGAGGGCUCUUGUGUUAUUGUCCGCAUCGCGACGCUGAGAGCUUCGACGAACUUUGCACUUUAAAAACAAAUCCGUCCGAUCAGAUAUCAGUUGGAUACGGUGACGUUUCACUCGCGAAGGCUAUGUCAUCUAUAAAGGUAGAAUGUGUCGUGAAAGCUCACAAUGAGAUCGGAGAGGGUCCGGUCUGGGAAGAGAAAGAUGCUACUCUGCUGUAUGUCGACAUCUAUGGCCCAAGUAUCAGCAGGUGGAACUCUCUGACCAAGGAAACAGAGAGAAUGUCUACAGAGACAUACGUGGGCUGUGUGGUUCCGCGAAGCUCAGGAGGUUACGUAAUUGGAGAGGGAACGCGCUUCGCCGCAGUCGACUGGGAGAAACGUUCCAUCACGACCAUCACCCACGUGGACACGGAGAAGAGCAACACCCGCUUCAAUGAUGGGAAGGUGGACCCUGCUGGCAGGUUUUUCGCAGGCACCAUGGCUGUGGAGGUGCGCCCAACUGAGCUAGAGAGGAAACAGGGCUCUCUGUACGCGCUCCAGCCUGACCACUCUGUCGUCAAGCACUUGGACCAGGUGGAUCUCUCCAAUGGGCUUGACUGGUCUCCAGAUCAUCACAUCUUCUACUACAUAGACAGUCUGAAGUACAUGGUGGAGGCCUUUGACUAUGACCUACAGACUGGAGGAAUAUCUAAUCGCCGAAUGGUGUAUAGGCUUAAAGAGGAUGAGGGCAUUCCUGAUGGCAUGUGCAUUGAUGCGGAAGGUAAACUCUGGGUGGCCUGCUACAAUGGAGGAAGGGUGAUCUGCAUCGACCCACAAACAGGGACCAGGCUACAGACAGUACAGCUGCCUGUGGCAAAGAUCACCUCCUGCUGUUUCGGGGGUAAAAACUACAGUGAUCUAUACAUCACCUCUGCAACUAAAGGGAUGGAUGAAGAGGCAUUAGCCAAACAGCCUGAAGCUGGCAGUAUUUUUAAGGUCACUGGUUUAGGAGUGAAGGGAAUUCCAUCAUAUUCAUUUUCUGGCUGAAACUCUGGAGCACAUUUUGGAAGUGGAUCACAUACUA